GACGGAAAACUUGAAAGCGUCAAAACAGCCCGGGAGAGUGCUCGCACUGCUCGCGGCGGGCCGGACGCGAACUCUCCUGAAGCAGCGACCAACCCAAACCAAACUGCCGGAAGGAGCAAAGGCGAUUCUCCGCCGCCUCGGGUCCGCAGCUAGCGCGAGAGAUGGAGGAGACUGCGACGGCGACGGCGACGGCGGCGGCGGAGUCUGCGGCGGAGAAGGCGACGUCGUACAGGUACUGGGUGCGGGAGGCGACGGGCGACGCGGCGCCGCUACCCGCGCCCCGCAAGCUCGACGCCGCCGACCUCGCGGCCAACCCUGCGCCGGCCACCCUCGGCUCCGUCUGGAACCAGGCUGGCACCUGGGAGGAAAAGAACCUGAAUUCAUGGGCCAAUAGUAGGAUAAAGGAUUUACUGGGGUCUUUAGAUCCUUUGGAAUUCUCUACUGGCAAGGCUUCUGUUUAUGAAGUAUCCAGAUGCUCAGGCGAUGCGUUCUUAGUCACAGUUCGCAAUAAGAAGAGAGUGGGCUAUACUUAUGAACUGAGCUUGAAAUUCAAAGGUGAAUGGUUAAUUGAGGAAGAAAACAAGAAGGUCAAGGGUCACCUGGAGAUUCCUGAAUUUUCGUUUGGCGAGCUUGAAGACUUGGAGGUAAAUGUAAGGUUGAGCGAAGACAAGGAUAUCUCAUCUGACAUCAAAGCGCAGAUUUGCAAGGAUAUGAAGUCCUUCCUUGCACCUAUUCAGGAGAAACUGCGCGAGUUCGAAAAGGAGCUGAAAGAUAGAUAGCGAGCUGGGUAGAAGGGCAAGUGACGCUUGCGCUGUUUGCCCUUUCGAAAUUACGAAUCCAUUCAUUCAUGAAACUGUUUAGCCGCACUGGAUAUGCAAUGUACGGUUGGCAUCGUUGAUCUGGAGUACACGGUCGUUGUCCGUGCUUGUAAUUCUGUUGAGUUUCAGGUCCGUGUGGACGGAGACUCUGUAACCUGUAUGACUGGUUUUGUUCCGAGAGCCAAGUUUCGUGCGUGGAAGGGAAACUGGAAGUGUUGCUGGACCGAA
Panicum virgatum (switchgrass) is the source of this 1046-nucleotide messenger RNA. RefSeq lists its product as uncharacterized. Gene Ontology annotation, biological process: positive regulation of ATP-dependent activity; protein folding. The record is from RefSeq and is a predicted model, not a curated record. The coding region runs from base 162 to 779 and encodes 205 amino acids. Gene Ontology annotation, cellular component: cytosol. Gene Ontology annotation, molecular function: protein-folding chaperone binding; ATPase activator activity. The transcript has 6 exons. Lineage: Eukaryota; Viridiplantae; Streptophyta; Magnoliopsida; Poales; Poaceae.